AUGGCCGACAUCCUCCAUACCAGUCCGAACGACUGGAAGUACGUCUCUGAAGGCGGCGCCACUAUCGUCUUCUCGUAUAAAGGACCUCCAAACCCGGAUUUCGACGGCACGGUCCUGCGGUUGAGAAAAUCCAUCGUUCCCGCUAAUGGCGCGAAGAGGGUUGCCCACGCUUCGUUCGCCCAAGAGGAGCCCGAUGACCCAACCAUCGAGUACCAGGCCAAGUGCAUGGAGAAACUCAUACCUCCCGAACACCUACCUCGCCUGGAGACUGUAUUUUUGAACAAGGAGUGGCUCCGUAAAUUAUCUGACUUGAAGGACGCCCUUCGGCCAGAAGGACGGAGAGCAAAGGAUGAGAUUGAUCUUAACAGAAAGAAGGGCGUUCUCGCGACAGAUCUGGUGGGCGGAAAUUGGGUCGCAGUUGAAAUCAAACCAAAGUGGGCUUUCUUGCCUUCUCCGACACAUCUCUCAACGGAAACGAAAAGCGUCAAAACACAAACUUGUCGGUUCUGCAUGCAUUCACAUCUCCGUUCACAAGAAGGAGAGAAAGUAGUCACCGAUUACUGUCCCCUCGAUUUAUUCUCUGGUCAGAAAAGUCGUGUCCUCAAUGCUAUCAACAGCCUGUGGAACGCUUGGCUCGCGAGCGAGGCGACUGUCAAUAACCUCAAGAUCUUUUCCCGGGGAAAGUUUCUGCGACCUUCUGAAGCUCAUGCCAUGUUGGCCGACAACACGAGUAAGGAAACACAACUUGACACAAUCCGCGACACGUUCGCCGCUGCUUUGGUUCGAUACUUGCUUCAGACCCCAGUUUUAAGCAUUUUGUCUAGGCUGCAACGCAAUCUUGAUGUCCUUGACAUCGAAGGACUGUCCAAGCUUUGGAAAUUCACAGAAUCGUCAGCACCCCUCUACCGCACGACAUUUGCUUCAUUCUUUGAGCAGACGUCGGACAGCCCCUCCUCGGCCCCUCCUUCGACACCGCUAGGCGUGAGCUCGCUUUUCCUGAAUGCCCCAGAGCCUAGCAUUCCCGAUUGGAUAGAUUUCCUGGACAAAUACCUUUCCUCUGAUCGUCCAGAACUGGAUCAUAAUAAUCCAUCUCCAAAGUACCUCCAUUACUACCUACUCGCCUACCUUCUUUCUGCGACCUUCAAGGAUUGUUCUAUCAUUAUUCGGAUGGACAUGCUCGAACCUGGAACCGAGCCCACAGCGGACAUCAGACCUGAGUCUGUCACCGUCAUCGAUCUGGAUCCGAAAAGCAUGGACAAGCUUAGAGGUUGGGAGAAACUAGACAAUGACAUUGUCCGCACCUAUUCCUCUGCACAGAAGAAAGUUUGUGUCGACGAGUGGCAAGCGCCGAGAUAA
Molecule: messenger RNA, 1356 nt
Organism: Cyclocybe aegerita
Lineage: Eukaryota; Fungi; Basidiomycota; Agaricomycetes; Agaricales; Hemipholiotaceae
Source: the annotation of a GenBank genome assembly